This is a messenger RNA of Menidia menidia (Atlantic silverside), 3372 nucleotides long. The record is from the annotation of a GenBank genome assembly. Lineage: Eukaryota; Metazoa; Chordata; Actinopteri; Atheriniformes; Atherinopsidae.
GGAGACAAAGAACAAAUGAGAGCAAGAGAGUAAAUAUCACCAAUUUCCUUGUAUGCUUAGUUUUCGUUGGGUCGUUCUAUUGAAUUACAAAAGUUUACAUUGGUAGGUUAUGGAGAAAACUAACGUAUUAUGCAUUUAAAAGGCAUGGUCAAGGCCUAGUCUUUUGGAAAUCUUGCCGUACUUUUCGUAUACCACUAAUUUGAGUUCGUAUGCAAGAUUUGUUGCUAUCCAUUUCGCAGUGGGACUGCUUGAAUGUGCGCAUGCGUACUGGCUGUGUUGUGGUGACUUAUCUUGACAGAGUUAGUUAGAACCUGUUGCAAAGUUUCAGUUUGCACAACCAGCUGCUGGAGGGCAGGAUAGCUGUGGGGUCACAGCUCAAUAACAUAGAACCCGCUUAAAGUUACCCCCCAUUUGCGUGGUUUCUUUGUUUUGGGUUUGGCCGGGCCGGGAUAGCAGUGAGUGAGGAUGAAGUUCGGCGGUAUUUUACUGUGCGUGUUCCUGCUUUGGGUCGACGGGGGUUUGGGGGACACUCCAGCCAACUGCACCUAUGAGGACCUGCUCGGGACCUGGGUCUUCCAGGUGUCCAAGGGUGGACAUGAUAAGACCGUCAACUGCUCUGCUGAAGCGACAGGUGAGCGCUCUGUGACUGUGACCCUGGAGAAACUGUCUGUAGCCACAGACGAGCUGGGAAACACAGGUUUCUUCACCCUCAUCUACAAUCAGGGCUUCGAGGUGGUCAUCGGUGGGUACAAAUGGUUUGCCUUCUUCAAGUACUCCGAGGAUGGACCUAAGGUGACCAGUUACUGUGACCAGACCCUUCCAGGUUGGGUCCAUGACGUCCUGGGAAACAACUGGGGCUGUUUUGUUGGAAAGAAGGUGCAGUCAGUACAACCCAGACUUGAUUACAAGCCACUCUUCAACAGCAGACUCCUCCAGAAGUCAUAUAAACACAACCUGGACUUCAUUGAUUUAAUCAACUCCGUUCAGAGAUCCUGGAAGGCUGCGCGAUAUCCAGAACAUGAGAUGUACACUUUACAGGAGCUGCACUACAGAGCUGGAGGUUCUGCCUCUCGUGUGCCUGUACGUGCCCGCCCCAUGCCCGUGAAAGCUGAUUUAGCCAAGAUGGCCGCAGCUCUGCCCGAGCGUUGGGACUGGAGAAAUGUUAAUGGUGUAAACUUUCUCAGCCCUGUGAGAAACCAAGCAUCGUGUGGCAGCUGCUACUCCUUUGCCACCAUGGGAAUGCUGGAAGCUCGAGUUCGAAUCCUCACCAACAACAGCGAGACUCCGGUCCUCAGCCCUCAACAAGUGGUCUCCUGCUCUGAAUACUCUCAAGGUUGUGAUGGAGGGUUCCCUUACCUGAUCGGGAAGUAUGUGCAGGACUUCGGCAUUGUGGAUGAGUCAUGCUAUCCGUACACUGCACGGAACUCUCCCUGUGGAGUUCCUGAUAACUGCGGCAGGAUGUACACGGCUGAGUAUGGCUACGUCGGCGGGUUUUACGGUGGUUGCAGUGAAGCAGCCAUGAUGCUGGAACUGGUCAAGAAUGGGCCGAUGGCUGUGGCCCUGGAGGUCUAUCCUGACUUCAUGCACUACAAGGAGGGGAUCUACCACCACACUGGCCUUGCUGACCCCAUCAAUCCCUUUGAGCUGACUAACCAUGCCGUGCUGUUAGUGGGCUACGGCCGCUGCCACAUGACCGGGCAGAAGUACUGGAUCGUCAAGAACAGCUGGGGUAACACCUGGGGCGAGAGCGGCUUCUUCAGAAUUCGCCGCGGAAGUGAUGAGUGCGCCAUAGAAAGCAUUGCUGUCACGGCCAAUCCCAUCCCCAAACUGUAGAAACCGGAAACUUAUAACUGUAGAAAAUGGGCACUAUGAAGAUUGUGAAUCAAAUUUAGAUCUGUAAACCCAUUUAGCUAAGUUGUUUUUCCGUGCUCAGGAGUUAAAAUCCAUUUCCUUAACACAAAGCUUUCAUGAUUUAAGCUUUAAUGCAAAUAUUACUCAACCCAAAAUAUGGAUCAGAAUUUCUUCUAGGUUUGCGUUUUUACCAUUUUUAAAGCCUCAAAGAAAGCAUUUCAGUAUUGUCAAUCAAAUGUCUUCCAUUUGUUCCUGAAUGUGGCGCUAAAAAAAAAGAAAAAAGGGAUUAUUUUUCAAAAAGUGUCUCCGCCAACCACCAGUUUACAAAACCUCUUCUGUGGAAAAAAGGUAGAUGACAUGGCUUUUAAUGUUUAUAAUUUAUCCUGUCAGUGUUUUUUUUUAUUGCCAAACUGAGAAAUCACCAAUUAGCUGCGUAUUGAUUUUUUUGCUUUAACUGCCAAUACAAAGUUGGAGUUGAAGUGAAAUGGUACAAAGUGACAGGUUGCAAAUUCUACUUGGAGCAGUAUAAAGGGAACUGAGGUGUCUGUGUGUGUUUGAUUGUUGGCUUAAAGGCCUUUGAUCUUUUACUGUCUCAGGGAAGCACAACAGAGAGGCUGUUUUCUUCUUUUGUCCUUGCAUCAAAUUGACACCACGUCUGCCAUGUUUCUCAGGAGUGUUCCCUGAGGAUCACUUAAAAGGGAAUUCUUGCUGAAUAAAGGGAUGCAACACGUUCUGGCAACAUCUAUUGUUUUUUUUGUUUGUUUGUUUGAAUCAGGCUUUUCCAACAAAAAAGCAGCAAAAAUUUGAAAUGCAUCUUUGGAUUUCCUGCAGUACCUAUAGUUUUCAUCACAGCUGAAGCAGAAGCAUCGCCGUUGUAUUGUGCAACAAAGGAAGGUAUAUUCUUAAUGCAGAUAAAAUAAUUAAAGUUAUAAUGACCCUGAAUUAAUGGGUUGGAAAGUAAAAGCUGUUUCUCUUAAUUUGUACAACCCACACCUCUAUGAAAGACUCCCCAUUUAUGUGCAAUUACAACUCCUGAUCUUAUUCAACUAGCUAUGGCCACUGGAGUGAUGGUAUGCUCUCCCCCUGUACAUCCAGGUACUCUAAAUUCACCCUAGGAGUGAGUGUGAGCAUGAAUAGUUUUUGUCUCUCUGUCUCUGAGUUGUUCCGGCUGCCCUGGCCCUUCCACUUCUACAGCAGGUAAUGGUUCUCAAGUAUGUUCUGUAAUAUGCUUGAAUUUCUUAAAUGCACUCCUUUCGGUUUUCAUCUCCUUGAUACAAUGUCUACUUUUAUAUGAAACUAUCUCUAUGGAUUGGAAGGUUCAAGUGUACAGUCACUCAAACACAGAGCAACCAAAUCACAUUUGUCCUCCUCAUGAUAACAUUGUAAGUAUUAUGGUGGUUUACAAAUCCAAUAUUGCUUUAAAGUACUGACAGUUUCAUGUAUAUGUAGAAAUACAUAUUUGUAUGACACAGUUUUAGCCUGCUCUUCUUUGGGACUUCAUUACUGGAUUGUUUGGAAGGU